Messenger RNA from Linum trigynum, 1194 nucleotides. Lineage: Eukaryota; Viridiplantae; Streptophyta; Magnoliopsida; Malpighiales; Linaceae. The record is from the annotation of a GenBank genome assembly.
AUGGAACCAGACGAUACCCCUCACCACCACCAUCACCACCACCACCACCACCACUCUCUCACUCCAUCUUACUACUCCACCUCAGCACAACCUACCGGCAACAAUCCCAACGCCGGCGGCGGGCCUGCUUCCUCAUCCGCCGGUGCAAUUACUCAUUCUCCGACCAAUGGUCUCCUGCCUCCCCCGCCAAACAGCAGCGGUGGCUCCGACUCGGCCUCCGCUCAUCACAUGGUCUACCCUCACUCCGUAGGCCCCUCCUCGGCCGCAGUGUCUCAGGCGCCGGUAGAUCCGGUCAGGAGGAAGAGGGGCAGGCCGAGGAAGUACGGGACUCCCGAGCAAGCUUUGGCGGCCAAGAGGACGGCGGCGGCUUCCUCUGCUUCCAGUGCUAGGGAGAAGAGGGAGAGCGGCGGUUCUGCUUCGUAUCCUGGCUUCUCGAAGAAGUCCCACCACCACUUGGGUACUCCCGGUAACACGGGAGUCGGUUUUACUCCACAUAUAAUUUCUGUAGCUGCUGGCGAGGAUGUUGCCCUCAGAAUUAACAUGUUCAUGCAACAAAGUAAGAGUGAGACGUGCAUUUUGUCUGCAUCUGGUGUAAUCGCUAGUGCAUCGAUUCGCCAGCCAGCGACACAAGGAGGCAACAUCACUUAUCAGGGUCGGUUCGAGAUCAUCUCACUGGGUGGAUCUUACAUAAGGUCUGAAACUGGAGGUAGAACUGGUGGGCUUAGUGUGUGUCUGUCUAGAACCGAUGGCCAUAUUAUUGGGGGAGGACUUUGUGGACCUCUAAUUGCCGCGGGCAAUGUUCAGGUGAUUGUAGGAACAUUCACCCUUGAUAACAAGAAAGAUGGUGGUGGUACUAGUAGUAUGAGACCAAUAGAUGCUGCUUCUACUGUUGGUAAGUUGCCAUCCCCGGUUGGUGGGGGACCAUCCUUAUCUGGUAUGAGCUUCCCUUCCCCAGUUGAAUCUACUGGGAGGAAUCCAGUCCGUGAGAAUGACGACAACCAUCAAAACAUGGGAGGAGGCGCACCUUUCAUGAUUCACAACAGGGCGCCGAGUAUGCACCACAUGGCAUUGGAUUGGAGGAGUGGCCCGGAUCCUAGGGCUGGCGGCACUGGUUAUGACUUGACAGGAAGAACAGGAGGUCUUGGAGGGCACCGGUCGCCUGAAAAUGGCGACUAUGAUCAAGUUCCAGAUUAG